Molecule: messenger RNA, 511 nt
Organism: Carica papaya (papaya)
Lineage: Eukaryota; Viridiplantae; Streptophyta; Magnoliopsida; Brassicales; Caricaceae
Source: RefSeq, a predicted model, not a curated record
UGUUCGUAACUAUCACAACCGCUAGAACAGAGUUACAUAGCAAACCCAAGUGUCUCCCUCUCCAUGGAAUUCGAACCGUUUCUCGCACUAUUUAAUCUUUUCCCGAUUUCAAAAUUCUUGCAAAACUAAAACCAUGGAGAAGAAGAAUGGUAGAAUGGUGUAUUUAGGAGUUCAAACGUGUAAAAAACCCGCUCAUCGAAAUCGGAAAGGGCUGCUCUUGGACAAAGUUUUAGCCUACCUCAAAACUGAUUGCUAUAUGUAUGCACCUCUCCUCUCUCUUCCGCCGUCUGGUUUUGCCGAGCCAAUGCCUAUCUUCUCCUCUGCUACAGAAUCCAGUAAGGGAAGGGAGAAUGGUUUCUCAAAGAAGGUUGAGGAUUAUAUGAAAUCUGAUUCUUACAUGUAUUCUUCAAUGGUUUCUCCGCCACCUAGUCCUUCUCUUGGUAUGUAUUCUAGUACCUAUCUUCCGAUUUUCUUUUAUUUGUUUUCGAAGGAUUGGAGUAUAAUUGUAUAA